Molecule: messenger RNA, 2850 nt
Organism: Kluyveromyces marxianus DMKU3-1042
Lineage: Eukaryota; Fungi; Ascomycota; Saccharomycetes; Saccharomycetales; Saccharomycetaceae
Gene: CTF4
Product: chromatin-binding protein CTF4
Exons: 1
Coding region: 1-2850 (949 amino acids)
Biological process (GO): DNA repair; DNA-templated DNA replication; mitotic cell cycle
Cellular component (GO): nuclear replication fork
Molecular function (GO): protein binding; chromatin binding
Source: RefSeq, a predicted model, not a curated record
AUGGGUAUCAAGGUAACUGAAAACAGAGUGUUUGUUGCCGGAGGUAACACUCGAGCUUAUUUAAGUAAUGAUAACACCCGUCUCUUCACCUUGAAUAAGAAUGCAUUGGUUAAAGUACAAAACUUAGAUGAUCUGGAAAAGGAACCUGAUAUUAUAGAUGUUUGCGAGGAACCUUCUACAUUGGCAUUGAGCGAAACGAAUCCGAAUUUUAUUUACGUUGUGUCCAAAAAGGGUGAUUUGUAUUGGUAUGAUGUUAAGGAAUACACUAGUGGAUUGUGUUUUAGAUCAUCACUACCUUUACGUGACCUAAGCCUAAUCCAUGAUGACAAAGUCUGUGUAGUUGGAGGUGAUGACUUGGAAAUGACGCUUGUUGCAUUAGAGAAGGACAAAGAUAAUAUAAAAGUGACUUUAGAUGAGCAAUUGGUUAGUCUUUCAUACAAUAAACAGAACAAUAUCUUAGCUGUUUCCUUAAGCAAUGGUAAUAUAGACUUCUAUUCCCUUAGCUCAACAAUUCCAAAUAAAAUACACACACUGACUGAUCAGCUACCAAAAAUAUUCUAUGAUGAUGAUAAAGCAGAAGAUUCUACGUCUGGAGAAGGUCAGGACUCAAUACCAAUCGAUGGUCUUGAUUCAUUAUUAUGUGACGACAAUAGAACAUGUACCAGAAUCUCGUGGUCAAAUAAAGGUGACUGCUAUGCCGUGCCAGCUAAGGACGGUACCAUCAAACUGUUCAAUCUAUCUGAUCAUUCAUUAACUACUACUUUCAAACCUAGUGUUGCUGUGAAUAACUGGGAUGCACUUAUUGUAGAUCAGUUGCACUCAAACACCAUUACAGCAGUCGGUAAUAUCAAUAAAACAUCCCACUUAUUUAUUUGGAACAUAAGUACUGGAGUACAAACAUCCCAUGAAACGACUACUUAUAGUGUCACUUCAUUAUGUUGGAGGAUUAACAGCAGCAUGAAUACAUUAAGUUUGAUAGCUGGUACAUGGUCUGGUGAUAUUAUAACAUUUAACGAUAUUGCAAAGGUCAAGGAGUCUCCCGGCAGUUCUAACUUAAAUAGAACUCUAUUUGCAGAAUCUGAUGAUGAAGAUCUCUUCGAAGAAAGUAGAGUAGGCGAAUUCUCCAAGAAUACUAGCACAGACCCAGAUCUAACAUCUAAAUUCCAAAAUGAUGGUAGCAGGAAAGAAUCCAACAAGAUUGAUAAACGUGUUCAUGAAGAUGAGGGAAGUGAAGAUAUAAACUCUGAUAAUCUCUUCACAGAUGCAGAAGAAGAAGAAGACGUUGGUGAAGGUACUCAUAGAAAAAGGACUUUUAAUUAUGAAGAUGAGAAUGACUUUAUUGAAGACGACGAUGGAGAAGCAGCCUUAUACAAGAAAGCAAGAAACCACUAUGAUUCAGUACCUUCUCUAGUGACAACAAAUUCAAGAAGAUCAAAUUAUCAAACAGUGCAACCUCAAUUUCAGUAUCGGCCAUUUUCUACUGGUGCUACACCAUUUGGAAAUAGUGAUAAAAGGUAUUUGACUAUCAACCAAAUAGGUCAUGUUUGGACAACAAGGAAUGAAAGUGGUAGUAACUCCAUCACAGUGUCCUUUUUUGACGUAAGUAAAUUCCGUGAAUAUCACUUCGAUGAUUUAUUCAAAUAUGAUCUUUGUUCGUUAACCGACGAGGGUAUCCUAUUAGGGCAAUCGAAGUUAGGGCAAAUUCAAUAUAGACCUCACGGUGUGUCUGGAGAAACUUGGACAAAGAAGAUUCCAUUAUUACCCAAGGAAAGAAUCACUUCGAUUGCAUGCACGCCUAAACGUAUCAUCGUUGGAACUUCAUUCGGUUAUCUCCGCACGUUCAAUGAAUUUGGAUUACCUUUGGCCAUUGAAAAGGUGUCCCCAAUUGUAGCCGUUACCGCAUACGAGUAUAGAAUUUUUACAAUACAUUACUCCCAGUACCACGGUAUCUCUUAUUCAAUGUUCCAGCAACAUCCACAAACUGGCGACAAGUAUUUCCAAAGAGAAUGUCCAUUACCAAUCACAUUACCUCAACAAGUGCAAGGUCAAACAGAAGAUAUAGAUAAAGAGUUCUUAAAGUUUGAAGACAUAUACCACGCUUUCAAUCCUCUGGGAAUCAAAUCCUUAUUCUUCUCAAGUUUUGGCGAUCCAUGCAUAUUUGCCAAUGAUAAUGUUCUUUUAGUUUUAUCAAGAUGGAGAUCGGGAAAUGAAGCACGAUGGAUACCGAUAGUAGAUACGAACCUAGAACUCUGGAAAAUGUCCGGCGGUAAGAAUGUAAAGGAUGUGCAUGUUUGGCCUCUUGGGCUAAAUUUUGACACAUUCUCAUUUUUACUGCUAAAAGGUAAGAAUUGUUGGCCAGAUAUUCCAAUGACUGUUCCCACUGAAAUGGAAGUAAGAAUGCCUUCUAUCUCAAAAACUGACAUCACUAAGAAGAAAACGGAAGAAGAUGAUGAUGAAUAUGAAAAUGAUACUAAAACUGACGGUAUAAACGAUCAAUCCGAAGUUGAGAUUCCUUUGGAUUUAGCUGCAGAAGAAGAAUUUUUGCGUUCUUCAGUGCUCAGUAGGUUACUUAAGGAUACUAUGGAUAACGAGGGAGAAAUAUACGGUAACGAAGCAGAUUUGUUACAACAUCUGAUAAGCAGUCAUGAUAAAUCGCUACUCAGAUUAUUGGCAUACGUAUGUUCCGAACAAGACGUCAACAAAGCUGUUUCGAUUGUAUAUGAACUAAAACAAGAUAAAGCACUUGCUGCUGCCAGGAAGAUUGCAGAGAGAGCAGAGAUUUUACCUCUGGUAAGAAAAAUCAAUGCUAUCAUUGAAGCUAAAUUUGAGGCAGAUUUCAAUAAUCUGUAA